Molecule: messenger RNA, 1231 nt
Organism: Myxocyprinus asiaticus (Chinese sucker)
Lineage: Eukaryota; Metazoa; Chordata; Actinopteri; Cypriniformes; Catostomidae
Product: HLA class II histocompatibility antigen gamma chain-like
Exons: 8
Coding region: 142-855 (237 amino acids)
Biological process (GO): intracellular protein transport; antigen processing and presentation; immune response
Cellular component (GO): membrane
Molecular function (GO): MHC class II protein binding; macrophage migration inhibitory factor binding
Source: RefSeq, a predicted model, not a curated record
UCUACCUUCACAUCUCUAGAAACCGGAGGCUUUUCUUCAGAAACAUCCUGAAAAUCGGGUUCUGGUGGCGUUUAAAACCCUGCGGAUACCCUGUGAAUUUCAUUCAGUGUUGGAGCUCCUAAACAAACACACACACCUGUGAUGCCAGAGCAACAGAACGAGGCGCUGAUUCAGCGCGUGCCAAGCGAAGAGACCAUCAUGAGCCCGGGAUCCUCACGGAACUCUAAUGGUAAAGCGCUGAAGGUGGCUGGGCUGACGGUUCUGGCGUGUCUUCUGCUGGCGGGUCAGGCGCUGACCGCUUACUUCGUCUGGGGUCAGAGAGAGCACAUCAACGCUCUGAGCGACGGACAAGAGAAACUGAAGAGUGAGCUCACCCGCAAAAUGUCAGCUGGAGCUCCAAAGGUGAUGCAGCUGCCAAUGCAAAGUUUGCCUCUGCUGAAGGACUACAGCGAUGAGACAUCCGACAAGAAACAGAGCGUUCCCCUCAUGAAACUGCACCCAGCUUUUCUGAACCCGAGACAGGGCAGUGGACUAGUGGGAGAAGCUUCUAGACUGAUGCCGAAGAGAAUUCAUCAUCCCAUGAUGAGUAUGCCACUGCUGAUGGACCCAGAGGAAGAGGUGAAGGGCACACCUGCUGCAGCCGUUGAGCUGCAGAGCAAAUGUCAGCUGGAGUCGAUGAGGGAGGUGAAACCCGGAUUCUUCCGCCCUCAGUGUGACGAGCAGGGCAACUAUCUGCCCAUACAGUGCUGGCACAGUACCGGAUACUGCUGGUGUGUGGACAAGGACGGCAACGAGAUUAAGGGAACACGCAUCCGUGGAAGACCACAGUGUGGCUCAGCUGACAUUCUCGAGUGAGGUCAGUGUUUCUAACGAAGGUCAUCUCCACCGACAACUCUGUGAGAUCUUCAAAAACAUAAAGUCACGGAAACAGUUUCUCCUAUCCUGAUAAGCUUUAUUAACUCUGUCCCAGCGAUAAUUCAGUUCACGUAGACAUUGUUAGAUGGGAGCGUCUGAAUAAUCCCAAAAUCGUUCUACUUAAGAUCUCUUUAUAUUUGUGUUCAGAAUACAUGUGCACAUAUAAUAUAUCUAAGAGAUGUUAUUGCUAUUCUAACCCUUGUUCUAAUGUUAAGUCUUCUAUUGUGUAAUGUCAUUACUGUAUACGUGUUCAGAGAUGAAUAUCAGAGUGAUUAUGUAAAUAUGAGGUCUGUAAUAAACACAUGCUCUUUGCAAA